AUGUCUCCUUCCUCCUCCUUCUGCGUUUACUUUUACUUCUUCAUCUCGUUCGUUUCCAUUUCCUCAUUCUCCCAGGAGUACCCGAAAUCCUACGCCGGCAAUCACCCUUUGCUCAAACUGACCGAUACAACGUUUGAACCUUUAACGCAAUCGGCCACGGGACAAACGACCGGGAAGUGGGUAGUGUACUUUGACACGGACCAUUCGUUGAAUCACUUCUUAACGCCGACUUUGAAGGCGAGCUUAAUGAAAUUGGAUAAAUUGCAACAACAAAAUAAUGGAGACGACGGAGAGUACAAAGGCGAGCCGUUUAUCGCGGCGACUAUUAACGUGGACGAGGAGUAUCUCACGAGAGCGAGAUUCGAAAAUACGCUCACCUUCCCGUGUUUGGCGGUAUUCGAACGGCGAAAGAUGCGACAGUUUAAAGUGCUCCAUCCAAAAGGGGACGAACACAAAGCGCUCGGGAAAGGCGUGAAAGACGUGGAAGAGUGGUUAGAAAUGUCCAACGAGGAAUUUGAGGGAGGAGAGGUUGUGUAUUUGAACGUACCAAAACCGUUAUCGAUGGCGAAAGCGACGAGCGUCCGGUUCGGGGUGGCGACGCGAAUGUUCAACGAGAGAAAGCUUCGAGCAAGAAGAGAUUGGCAACACGCUAUGAAGGCGAAAAGUGAAGCUGGCAUGGGCGCGAUGGUGCACGAGAUGGAGGAGAGUUUUAAAAAGUCGCCGAAACUAUACGGGUCGAUACUAAUUGCCAUCGCGUUGACGAUGAUUGCGUCGCUGAUGGCAAUGUCGUCGGUUUUGUUCGGAGGGAGACGAGGCGCGUCGAAAAAUAAAGAGGAGUGA
This is a messenger RNA of Bathycoccus prasinos, 840 nucleotides long. RefSeq lists its product as hypothetical. The record is from RefSeq and is a predicted model, not a curated record. Bases 1 to 840 code for a protein of 279 amino acids. NCBI's taxonomy places the organism in Eukaryota, Viridiplantae, Chlorophyta, Mamiellophyceae, Mamiellales, Bathycoccaceae. The transcript has a single exon.